Messenger RNA from Acanthopagrus latus (yellowfin seabream), 5581 nucleotides. It is a transcript of the gene shprh, whose product is annotated as SNF2 histone linker PHD RING helicase. Gene Ontology annotation, molecular function: ATP-dependent chromatin remodeler activity; ubiquitin protein ligase activity; ATP binding. NCBI's taxonomy places the organism in Eukaryota, Metazoa, Chordata, Actinopteri, Spariformes, Sparidae. Bases 172 to 5145 code for a protein of 1657 amino acids. Gene Ontology annotation, cellular component: nucleosome; nucleus. The record is from RefSeq and is a predicted model, not a curated record. The transcript is spliced from 30 exons. Gene Ontology annotation, biological process: nucleosome assembly; DNA damage response; protein polyubiquitination.
AAUGGCGAACAGCAACAUUGGGGCAUGAAUGUAAUAUUUGGAGGUGGUAAAUGAGUGUUUUGGUGCAUGUCAGGCGGAUUAUGUGGAGCUGCGGGGACGUGAAACGACUUCUGGUGCAGCGAUAGAAACCGGAGCGCUUUGUGGGAGGCUCGAAGAGUAAAUAGUUUAACCAUGAGUAGCAGAAGAAAGAGGGCCCCUCCUGUGAGGGUGGACGAGGAAGACAAGAAGAGGUUGAACUGGAACAUGCUGGAGGACCGCAAGAACGAGACGAUCCAGGAAGAGGACCAAAUACCAACCUGCACCGUGCUUCCUGUCGACCCGACUCCCAGCUGCUCCUUGCCCUCGACCACUGAGGACGUUGUAGAGACGGCCAGUGACCGCACUGUCCGGUUUAUAGAGGAACUCCCUGGCACAUCGUCAGAUGGCAUCGCUGCCUCAGCCUCCCUGGCCCUCACCGUGGAGCCAGCUUUGAAGCUGGGCCACAUCUGGAAGGCGCUCAUUGGGGAGUUCAGCAUCCGGCCGUCUUGGAUCCCAUCGGACUGCGAACAGAGAGCUUUCAUCCUCCACAGGAUGGGUGAGCAGCUCUGCAUCAGCUACAGCAGCUACGAUGAGACUUCAGGGCUGCAGUGGAGGCCUGAUGAGGACACUUGCACAGCGGAGUGCAGCCUCAGUGUGAUCCCACUGGAGGACCUCGACUGGAUGCAGAAGAGGAGGGUGGUGCAGCUCUGCCACCAGAUGAAAGAAGAGUCAGUCAAGGUGGGGAUUUACUUGCUGGAAACAGGGCUCGGGAAACCUGAGUUCCUCAGUGAGGGAAAUGCUCGGCUGAAGAAAGCAAAUCAACUAAUGCAGAUUUUAAUGGAGUAUUUCUACGAUUUUAUUAUCCCCGAAGUUGUAGAGAAUGAUCAGGAGGAAUGUGACACCGACCUGGAGAGGCAAAAUGUCGAGGAACUCUACGACUACGUCAGACAUGUGCACCAGAGAGAGAAUCAGGAGGUGACUUACGACGUCCAGCACAAAGCUCUUAUUCCUGUUCUCAGACCUUACCAGAGACAGGCUGUCAACUGGAUGCUGAGGAGGGAGAAAUUCAGGAACACUUCACCAAAAGAACAAAUGCUGCAUUUCCUCUGGAGGGAGUUGAUCACCUUGUGUGGAAAGAAGCUGUUCUACAACCCUUUUACUGGCUGCUUAAUCCGAGAAUUUCCCCUGGCGGGUGUGGAGUGGCCUGGUGGGAUCCUGGCUGAUGAAAUGGGCCUGGGAAAGACGGUGGAAGUUCUGGCCCUUAUCCUGUUUCACACUCGACAGGGCCUGGAGCAGGAGGCCCUCACACUGCCUGUGGGAAAAUCUGUAAAUUAUUUUGUACCUCCUCCUCCCCUUGAAAGAAAGAAAAUUAACCGCUGCAAGGCUGAAGUUCAGCCGAAAAUAAAAGCAUCAUACCCAACUGUGCGUGUCAUGCUCCUCACUGCGAUCAAGGAGAUGAGAACCGGCAAAGGGGCCUCCUUCAACGCCGUCUUCACCUACAUCCGUGCCACGUAUGGUUAUGACCUCUUGAAGAACCGUAACCACAUCAAGAAGACCCUGGUGAAGCUGAUAGAUGAAGGGCUGGUUGAUCGAGUCAAAGGUCGAGGCUUGGCAGGGUCUUUUAAGCUGGGAAAGAAAUACAAGGAGACAAAGAAGAUGUUAGCAGGAGCAUCCAAGACUACUUAUAAAAGCAUGGAGAGCACGCCCAGGAAGAUGUUUCAGAGACGAGCAAAAGAGAAGGCAGAAGCAGCUCUGCAAAACUCUCUCACAGACGAUCAAAUGGAUCUUUACUCUCCUACAUCUGAGUGUCUGGCACCGAAGGAAGCAGAAACAAAGAAAGAGUGGGAUGAAAGUCUGAACGAGAGAGCGGAUCAGUCAGACGACACGCUGGAUACGUCCACGACAGCCUCACAGACAUCUCAGGAUAAGUCAGACACGCAGGACAUUUCCAGACUGGUUGAUCUGCCCGAAGAUGCACCUCAGCUUGAUUCACACGAGGAGACAGAAACACCCACCAGAGCGUCUGUUUUCCCUUUCAACACUCCGGAUUACCGCUUUGAGUGUAUCUGUGGUGAACUGGGUAUUGUUGACUACAAGGCUCGCGUCCAGUGUAUGAACUGCCAGCUGUGGCAGCAUGCAGACUGUGUGAACUACAAAGAAGAAAGCCUUGAAACGACUCCUUUCUACUGCCCUCACUGCCUGGUCGCCAUGAAGCCCGUCUCCACCGGCGCCACCCUCAUCAUCUCCCCGAGCUCCAUCUGCCACCAGUGGGUGGAGGAGAUCAACCGGCACAUCAGGUCCUCCUCACUGCGAGUGCUGGUUUAUCAGGGUGUGAAGAAGCACGGAUUCAUUCAGCCUCAUAUGCUCGCUGAGCAGGACGUGGUCAUCACCACCUACGACGUGCUGCGGUCAGAGCUCAACUACGUCGACAUUCCCCACAGCAACAGUAAGGACGGACGCCGCUUCCGCAACCAGAAGCGCUACAUGGCCAUACCCAGCCCUCUGGUGGCUGUGGAGUGGUGGCGGAUCUGUCUGGACGAGGCUCAGAUGGUCGAGUGUCCCACUGCGAAGGCUGCAGAGAUGGCACUACGUCUGGCAUCUGUUAACCGCUGGUGCGUCAGUGGCACUCCUGUCCAGAGAGGCUUAGAAGAUCUGUAUGGCCUUGUACUUUUCCUGGGAGUUGACCCGUACUGGGUGAAACACUGGUGGUACCAGCUGCUCUAUCGCCCGUAUCGACGUGGAAACACAGAGCCUCUUUACUUCGUUAUUGCUCAAUUAUUGUGGCGAUCGGCGAAGAAAGAUGUCAUUGAUCAGAUCCAGAUCCCCCCCCAGACAGAGGAGGUGCACUGGCUGCACUUCUCCCCCGUCGAGGGUCACUUCUACCACCGUCAGCACGAGGUGUGCUCCCAGGACGCUCUGGUCAAACUCAGGAAGAUCUCUGACUGGAGCCUCAAACUCGGCAGCCUCGACCGCCGCACCGUCAACACCAUCCUGUGUCCGCUGCUGAGGCUGCGCCAAGCUUGCUGCCAUCCGCAGGCUGUGAGGGGGGAGUUCCUGCCUCUGCAGAAAAGCACCAUGACGAUGGAAGAGCUCCUGAAGUCCCUGCAGAAGAAAUGUCGAGUGGAGUGUGAAGAAGCUCACAGACAAUUGGUGUGCGCACUCAAUGGCCUGGCUGGAAUCCACAUCAUCAGAGAUGAGUUCGCAGAGGCAGUAGAGCUGUAUAGAGAAGUGCUUCGUUCAUCAGAGGAGCACAAAGGCAGACUGAAAACUGAUUCAUUACAGAGGCUUCACGCAACCCACAAUUUGAUGGAACUGCUGAAUGCAAAGCAUCCUGGGAUACCUCCCACGCUGAGAGACGACCGGCUAAGUGAGGAGGCGGAGCAGCUUCGACAGCACUACAUGACCAAAUACGACUCUGAGGUAGCAGACGCUCACCAGAGUCUGCAGCCGGUGCUGCAGAACAUCAAGGAGCUGAAACGCAAAGUCAAGCUGAACUCUCCCUGGUGGCUGGAUGUCAUCCAGAAAGCGAUCCGGUCCUCCAUCGACGAUGAUCUGGUGUCCCGCGUCAAGAACGAGCUGACAUCCAGCUACAAACAACAAGCACACAAGCUCUCCAUGGCAGACAAGUUUCGUGAUGCCUGUGGGCUGCAAUUCAUACUCACAUCCCAAAUGCAAGAUCUGAUGAAAUCCCAAAAGACGGUCCAAGACGCGGUGAAGAGUCUUGAAGGCCCGGCUUCACAGAAAGUGAUCGAUGAGGCCACCGUCUGUCACCUCAGGCCUAUGAGACUGCCACUCAAUAAUUGUGUUUUUUGCAAAGCGGAUGAACUUUUCACAGAUUAUGAGUCGAAGCUGUUUUCUCACACGGUAAAAGGUCAGACGGCCAUCUUUGAAGAAAUGAUCGAGGAUGAAGACGGGCUGGUGGACGACCGUCUCCCCACCACCAGCCGAGGUCUGUGGGCAGCCAGUGAGACUGAGCGCACUCUGAAAGCCAUCCUGUCCUUCGCCAAGUGGAAGCGCAUGGACCCAGAGCUGGUGGAGGAGGGCAACACUUUCAUGGAGCUGUUUGAGAACUGGAAGAAAGAGUACAAGGUGCUGCAUGAGUACUGGAUGGUGCUUAGGAAUCAUGUGUCGGCCAUCGAUGAGCUGGGUAUGGCCACUGAGAGACUGCGCGUGCGUCUUCCCGAUGAACCGAAGCCCAAACUGCUGCACAUCAUCGAACCUCAUGAGGUGGAGCAGAACAGAGUGAAGCUUCUGAACGACCAGGCGGUGGCCAAGUCUCAACUCCAGAAGAAGCUCGGCCAGUUUCUGUACCUCACGAAUCUGGAGAAGUCCCAGGACAAGUCAACUGGGGGGCUGAACCCAGAGCCAUGUCCCAUCUGCGCCCGGUCCCUGGGACAGGAGUGGGCAGUGCUGACCUGCGGCCACUGCUUCUGCAAUGAGUGCAUCGCCAUCAUUGUGGAGCAGUACAGCGUGGGCUCGAGGCGGCGAGCCAUCAAAUGUGCCAUUUGUAGGCAGACCACGUCGCACACUGAGAUCUCCUACGUGUUCACCACCCAGUCAUCCAGCCAGGACCAGGACAUACCUGUCAAGGGAAGCCACUCUACCAAAGUGGAAGCAGUAGUGAGAACGCUGAAGAAGAUUCAAAUGACCGACCCCGGGGCCAAGUGUCUCGUCUUCUCCACGUGGCUGAGUGUCCUGGACAUCAUUGCGAAGGCUUUGUUUGACAACAACAUGGAGUUCUCUCAAAUCAACGGGAUUCACAAAUUCCAGGAGAACUUGUGUUCCUUCAAAUACGAAGAGAAGAUCAACAUCCUCCUCCUUCCUCUCCACACCGGGUCCAACGGUCUGAACAUCAUCGAAGCGACUCACGUGCUGCUGGUGGAGCCGAUCCUCAACCCUGCUCACGAGCUCCAGGCCAUCGGCAGAGUGCACCGGAUCGGCCAAACCAAGCCGACAUUUGUUCACAGAUUCUUAAUCAAAUCCACUAUCGAAGAGAGGAUGCAGGCAAUGCUGAAGACGGCAGAGAAAAGUCACACCACCACAGCCAUGAAGCACUCGGAGGCCGCCGUGCUGACAGUAGCCGACCUGGCUGAUCUGUUCACUGAAGACACAGAACAUCUGGAGUAACACCUGGACACACCUGUUGAGGAUACACAGGCAAAGAGAGCUCACUCUUUACACAGUGGUUCUAUAAACACUCUGAUUUUGCACAUUUAACUUUUUAUACAUUAAAGUUACCAAACGCAUUCCCAAAAAGAUAUUUUAGCAGAUCACCGACGACAGACUGCGACACGUUUCUUAACUGUAUUUCAUUUUUAAUCUCUUUUGAAUAUUUGUGUAAUUGGAUCACUUGUUGUCAUGGAUGUAACUGAUUCAGUAACAUACUAAGUAAAUGUUUGAUGAUCACAUUUGACCAGACUGUACAGUAAUGUUGCUUGUCUUGAUCUAAUAAUAAGUACAUGCAUUAAGGAUGAAAAUGGAGGACUUCAGAUUGAGAUUGAAGGAUUCUCACAGCAGUCAGGAAAUAAAAGACUGUCGAUGGCCAGAGGUUGUUGGCCCGUUA